Messenger RNA from Aplysia californica (California sea hare), 2143 nucleotides. RefSeq names its product galactoside alpha-(1,2)-fucosyltransferase 2. Gene Ontology annotation, molecular function: galactoside 2-alpha-L-fucosyltransferase activity. Gene Ontology annotation, cellular component: membrane. The record is from RefSeq and is a predicted model, not a curated record. The transcript has 2 exons. The coding region runs from base 222 to 1625 and encodes 467 amino acids. NCBI's taxonomy places the organism in Eukaryota, Metazoa, Mollusca, Gastropoda, Aplysiida, Aplysiidae. Gene Ontology annotation, biological process: carbohydrate metabolic process.
GGGGGUAUCUGCAUGUUGUGAUAAUCUGUAGCGUUUCUACAGGUAACAUACGGAUGAUAUGAUAAGUUAUGUAGAGUCCAAACACGUCUCUAAUAAAUGUUAUAUUAUUUCAUUCAAUAAGUCGUGACUUUGCUUCUUAUGGUAUCUCUCUGCUCACCUAAGGAGAAAUACUAACAUUAACGAGUGUGGAAUAAAUUUCUAUUCCAAACUAUUGGAUAGAAAUGGCUGUCGUCAACGUGUUAUGUUUUCGUAAAAACCUCCAAGGAUUCCUACCAAAACGACUUCUGGUUCUUAUAACCUUAAGUACUGUUACUGUGAUAAUUUACGGUCACACACUUUUACUUCGACAUUUAAAAGAAUCACCAACAAAUGUGCAUAUUUCCCAAUCAAAUCACACCUGGAUUUUGUCAAAGAUGGAGGCAAAAAUGAAAUCAAGUUUGAAAGAAAGUUUUAGAGUUGACUCCCUGAAGUUGAUGCAUUCAAAAAAGCUUCCGAAAAUCACAGAUCUGGAUAAUAUACAUUUCGCAGAUAGCAAUCGUAACAACACAGAAAAAGACGACGACACAGAUCGCCAAGACAAAGAAAGCGUUGUUGCAAAUAAUAGUAUCAAUUUUAAAGACAAAAAAGACAACCUUAGAGCUAAAGACCGAAAAAUACAAGAUAACUAUCGAAAUGAUUCCAAAGAGAGUCAGAAUGUUGAUGGUAACGGUCAACUUGUCCUGGACAACGAACAUGGCCUAGGGGGAAACGAUCACAACAUCACUGACACGGAGACGAAGGUCAAAAGUCACUCCAAUGCAACCCUGUGGAAAAUAGCUCCCCUUUACGCAGCAACCAUUUUCCCAGGCCGUCUCGGCAACCUGAUGUUCCAAUAUGCUUCUCUUUUGGGCAUUGCGCACGACAACAACCGGCUGCCAAUUGUUCCUAAAAACGUUCACGGUCUUACUGGAUACUUCAGGUUGACUGAGACUCCGCGAGUAAACACAAAAAAGUGGAAAUCCGUGUACGCCCGGUAUUGGGGUUACAAAUCCGAGAGCUUCUACCCAUUGCCACAAGAGAACGUAACGCUGUGCUGUGAUUUACAAAGCUUCAAAUACUUUGACAGCAUAGCAGACACCAUAAGAAAGGAGUUUACUUUUAACUUAAACACUCAACGAAAGGCGAAUGAUAUCCUGGUCAACGUUGGCGUGCACCCAAACAGAUCUUCUAUACUCGUUGGUAUUCAUGUCAGAAGAGGAGAUUACUUAGACAAGCCUAGAAUUGCUGCUGGAAGAGUUACUGCCCCUCCGUCUUACUUCAAUGCUGCUAUGAGGUGGAUGAAAACGAAAUUUCCAAACGAUCAGAUUAUCUAUGUGGUUGCCAGUGACGAUCUGAAAUGGUGUGCAGAGAAUUUCAAAAACUACACCGACGUCAAGGUUUUGCCUGACGCCUCAGAAGGUGUCCACAUGGCCAUUAUGGCGUCCUGUGAUCACGUGAUCAUGUCGACAGGCACGUACAGCUGGUGGGCAGCCUGGCUCUCAGGCGGGAUUGGCAUCUACUACAAGAAGUUCCCGGUUCCUGGCUCGCAACUUGACAAGGGUUUAAACAGGUCUGACCACUACCCGGAACAAUGGAUACCUCUGUGAGGUGAAAACUUCGCUAUUUAUUUUUAUGAGGCCAGAUUGGAUUAGAUAGAUUACGACGGCGCUCAAUGGACGUAGGACGUAUAAUUUUUGUAGCCUUGGUAUUUUCUUCUGUUGCUUGCUCCUCCCAGAUGCCCUGAAUACAUAUGGGGACUGGUGAAAACCCAAAGUUCAGUGAUUUGAUUUCUGAGAGACAAUUUCUAUUCUAACAUAAUGAUUGCACAAAAGUUAGGUUUGUUUAGUGCUAAAAGAACCAAUAGAUUGUGUAAAUUUGAUCUUUUCUCGGAAACUGCUCUCUUCUUUCAGUCCCAUGUGCACAGAUUUCUAAGGGUCAAGGCCAACUGCAAUUUUGCUACAACAUUGAGGACGGAACUUAUUCAGUUUUCAUACAUAAUAUUUAUUUAAGUCGAAUUGUGUUUUUUUUUCAUGUUUUUUUAUUCUUUGCUUCAUUUUUUUGGUACCCCAGUACGUCAUAUCGUAGGUGAGAGUAUACCAUCUUUACAAGGAGAAUAUAACCUCCC